This is a messenger RNA of Hippoglossus stenolepis (Pacific halibut), 1032 nucleotides long. RefSeq names its product sex-determining region Y protein-like. The transcript is spliced from 2 exons. Lineage: Eukaryota; Metazoa; Chordata; Actinopteri; Pleuronectiformes; Pleuronectidae. Bases 1 to 1032 code for a protein of 343 amino acids. The record is from RefSeq and is a predicted model, not a curated record.
AUGGAGGACGAACCCAUCUUUAGCGUGUGUGGACACCCGGGGUCGUACGAUACGAGACGGAAGUCGGAUCGUCUGACGAGUGUCCACAGCGAGCGGCAACAACAGCUGGCGGAGGUUCAGACUCACCGAGGGCUCAACAGCCACCAAUUCAACAGCCACCAAUUCAACAGCCACCAAUUCAACAGCCACCAAUUCAACAGCCACCAAUUCAACAGCCACCCAUUCAACAGCCACCCAUUCAACAGCCACCAAUUCAACAGCCACCCAUUCAACAGCCACCCAUUCAACAGCCACCCAUUCAACAGCCACCCAUUCAACAGCCACCCAUUCAACAGCCACCAAUUCAACAGCCACCCAUUCAACAGCCACCCAUUCAACAGCCACCAAUUCAACAGCCACCAAUUCAACAGCCACCAAUUCAACAGCCACCCAUUCAACAGCCACCCAUUCAACAGCCACCAAUUCAACAGCCACCAAUUCAACAGCCACCAAUUCAACAGCCACCCAUUCAACAGCCACCCAUUCAACAGCCACCAAUUCAACAGCCACCCAUUCAACAGCCACCCAUUCAACAGCCACCCAUUCAACAGCCACCCAUUCAACAGCCACCCAUUCAACAGCCACCCAUUCAACAGCCACCCAUUCAACAGCCACCCAUUCAACAGCCACCAAUUCAACAGCCACCAAUUCAACAGCCACCAAUUCAACAGCCACCCAUUCAACAGCCACCCAUUCAACAGCCACCAAUUCAACAGCCACCAAUUCAACAGCCACCAAUUCAACAGCCACCCAUUCAACAGCCACCCAUUCAACAGCCACCAAUUCAACAGCCACCAAUUCAACAGCCACCAAUUCAACAGCCACCCAUUCAACAGCCACCAAUUCAACAGCCACCCAUUCAACAGCCACCCAUUCAACAGCCACCAAUUCAACAGCCACCCAUUCAACAGCCACCCAUUCAACAGCCACCCAUUCAACAGCCACCCAGCCUCCCUGGUUUCACGCGACACUCCGGUUCAAGAGGAAGGUUAA